GCAUCAUCAUGGAUAAAUAAGCUAUCAACAAACGAUCAGGAUUAUCCAUCUGGUCGAUACAGUAAACAUCGCAAAUAUCUUCAUUCAAAUUACGAUUUUUUUUUAGUUUAUCGCAUUUUGCGUGUUCGUGCGGUUUUGUUUUAUUUCUUAGAGAAAAAUGGAUAUGAAAAUUGGAUUUUUGUUGAUUUUUAGCUUGGCGAUGGUCAACGGAGUACCGACAAUGUAUAAGGUGAACGAGAAUAAAGUUUUUGAAAAAGAUUUGGUGCCCGUAUCGUCUACAGUGAUCCCUCUACCAAUUUACAGACUUAGUUCGGCUGGCUACAACGUAAAACCAAGCAAAGAAGAAGAGAUAAACCAGAGGCCUAAAGGACCAGUAUCACUUAUUACAGUAAAUAGCAAAAAACAUGCUAUUAUCGACGAGAAGAAACCAUUAGUGAAGCAAGUCACAUUUAAAAAUUGAUGAAUCAUUAUAUGAAAAAAAAAAGUAUGUGAACCAAAGUUACGGAAACUAAUUACCUGAACUUAACGUACCUUAUAUUGUUAAAAAAAUUGUAUUAAUUAAAAAACUAACACCAUAA
Molecule: messenger RNA, 578 nt
Organism: Ceutorhynchus assimilis (cabbage seed weevil)
Lineage: Eukaryota; Metazoa; Arthropoda; Insecta; Coleoptera; Curculionidae
Source: the annotation of a GenBank genome assembly